Messenger RNA from Mycena indigotica, 779 nucleotides. Its product is annotated as Exonuclease domain-containing protein. The transcript is spliced from 8 exons. The record is from RefSeq and is a predicted model, not a curated record. Gene Ontology annotation, cellular component: mitochondrion. Bases 177 to 779 code for a protein of 200 amino acids. Gene Ontology annotation, molecular function: nucleic acid binding; 3'-5'-RNA exonuclease activity. Lineage: Eukaryota; Fungi; Basidiomycota; Agaricomycetes; Agaricales; Mycenaceae.
UCUCGCUAUUCAAAAGAUACUGCCCACACGUUUUUUCCAUCCGUAGAAGGCUCUUUUGUUUCGGAAAGCACUCUGCUUCAGCUCUCUAUCAGCACAUUUUUGCUUGUCGUUCUCGCAUUUGCGCUCAAGGCCCGCAACAAACUCGCUGGAAUCACCCCACCAGAAGGUUACAACUGAUGGAAGGAAACCGCCCUUUGGCUUACAAAGACCACGCUAUGGUCUGGGUGGACUGCGAAAUGACGGGACUCAAUCUCGAGAAGGAUAAGAUUCUUGAAAUCGCAGUGAUAAUCACAGACGGACAGCUCCGCCCCGUUGACGAUGGCAUCGAAUUCAUUAUCAAGACGGACAAAGCAUCUCUUGACGCGAUGGAUGAGUGGUGCACAAAACAACAUGGCCAGUCUGGGUUGACGCAAGCGUGCCUGGACUCGCCGCACUCGCUCGAGGACGUUUCAAAAACGGUUCUGGCUUAUAUCAAGAAGUGGAUCCCACAACGCCGUGUCGGGAUUUUGGCUGGCAACUCAGUCCACGCGGACAGAGGGUUUCUUGUGAAGCAAAUGCCUGAAAUUAUCGAGUGGUUGCAUUAUCGUAUUAUUGAUGUCUCUUCUGUCAAAGAACUUUCAAGGCGCUGGUAUCCUGAACUUGGCCUUCCAAAGCUAAAGGAGAGUAAACAUCGUGCCUUAGAUGAUAUCAGAGCCUCUAUCGAAGAGCUCAAAUGGUAUCGACGCAAUAUCUUCAAGCAGCCAACAAUAGCAGAGCCUCCGGAGGCUGAAGCGUCAUGA